Molecule: messenger RNA, 898 nt
Organism: Rhincodon typus (whale shark)
Lineage: Eukaryota; Metazoa; Chordata; Chondrichthyes; Orectolobiformes; Rhincodontidae
Product: leucine-rich repeat-containing protein 10
Exons: 1
Coding region: 1-843 (280 amino acids)
Molecular function (GO): protein binding
Source: RefSeq, a predicted model, not a curated record
AUGGGCAAUGCUCUGAUGUCCGUCGUUGCUUUCUUCCCGUCGAAAUCGUGCCAGAAAUUCCUUCUGGGGGGCGACAUCGAGGAGAUGCCGCCGGACAAAAUGUUGGAUUUGAGCGGGAAGCAUCUGAGGAAGUUUCCCGUGCAGGUCUGCGCGUUUACACAGCUCCUGAAACUGUACCUCAGCAACAACAACCUGAGCAGCCUGCCCGCCGAGCUCCAGCUGCUGGGCUGCCUGCAGAUCCUGGCGCUGGACUUCAAUCGUUUCCGGGAGCUCCCAGCCGCGGUGUGCCGUCUCCGCCAGCUCUCCAUCCUGUACCUGGGCAACAACAGCCUGUGUGACCUGCCGGCCGAGCUCAGCUCGCUGACCGACCUCAAGACGCUGUGGAUCGAAUGCAACUGCUUCGAGAGCGUGCCGCAGGUCAUCGCCGAGCUCAGGCAGCUGCGGGUCCUCCACGCCGGCUGCAACCAGCUGGGGGAGCUGCCGCGGGAGAUGCGGCGGCUCCAGCAGCUGCAGAGCAUCUGGUUGCCGGGCAACCAGCUCAGCGACUUCCCGCCGGUCCUGCUGGAGAUGGAGAGCCUGGAGGUCAUCGACGUGGACCGGAACAAAAUCAGGUGCUUCCCCAGUUUGGCGCACAUGAAGAACCUGAAACUGGUGAUGUACGACCACAACCCGUGCAAGAACGCCCCCAGGGUGGCCGAGGAGGUCAGGAGGGUGGGGCGCUGGGCUGACUACCGCCCCGAGGACCACAUUAAAUCAGCAGCAGAGAUACUGCCCGAGCAAGUGGGAGAAAGCAUGGACAUUGAAACAACAGAGGAGAGUGGUCAAAACCAGGAUUUCGCUUAAAAAAAGGUGUAAAAAGUUUUUUUAACGCCAUUUGACAUCUAAGAAAUGUUAUUUU